Messenger RNA from Lepus europaeus (European hare), 3016 nucleotides. It is a transcript of the gene DRC11, whose product is annotated as IQ motif containing with AAA domain 1. The transcript is spliced from 19 exons. Lineage: Eukaryota; Metazoa; Chordata; Mammalia; Lagomorpha; Leporidae. Bases 69 to 2591 code for a protein of 840 amino acids. The record is from RefSeq and is a predicted model, not a curated record. Gene Ontology annotation, molecular function: ATP binding; ATP hydrolysis activity.
CCGGCGGCCGCCGCAGACCCCAGCAGGAGCUUCCCGGCGGGCGAGGGGAAGAGGGGAAGUAGCCAGCCAUGUCGAACGCGAUGUAUAAUAAGAUGUGGCACCAGACCCAGGAUGCCCUCAGUUCCUUGCUUCACAAGGAGUCUCAGAAGACGGCGGAGCCGCAGAGCAACCCGGUGCUGAUCUUCCAGAUGUUAGCCACCUUCUACAUCAAGUACGUGCAGAUCUUCGGGAACCUGGAGAACAUCUACGACCAGGUCGUCCACCCGCAGAAGCGCAUUCUGAUCCGCAGGGUGCUGGACGGCGUGAUGGGCCGCGUCCUGGAGCUCAAGAACGAGAUGGUGGAGUUGGAGCUCACCGAGUUCCACUAUUUUGACGACAUCUUGCAGGAUCUGAAGUUGGCACCCCAACAACUAGAUAUUCCCAUCCCCAAGUACUUUCUGAAGGAGAAGUUGGAGGUGAUAAAAGGAAGAGAGAAAAUCCUUGCUCAGAUAUUAGCCAGCUGUGGCCUGGACGCCGCCGACGUGAGGUACGUCGCAAAGGUCAUCCCCAUGGAGGAGGCCGUCAAGUUCAUCCAGAUCGCCGAGCGGGCACGGCAGGGCCGCCUCCGAGCGCUGUUCAUGAAGGAGAUCUACCUGCAGGAAUGCCGGGCCAGGCAGGCCAAGCUGCUCAGCGAGAAGGCCGUGGACGUAGGCGCCGCCGCCCUGUGCAUUCAGAAGGUGUGGCGAGGCUUCUGUCAGUGCAGGAAAACCAAGCGAGACAGAGAGGAGGAGAUGAUCUUCCUGGGCAUGAGCCCCCCUCCCCUCUUCCAUGAAGUCAGCGCCACGGUCGCCCAGGCCGAGAAGGUGAACCGUCUGCGCAGCGAGGUGCAGAGGCAGCACGAGGAGGAAUACCGGGAGGCCGUGGUCACCAUCAAGGACGACCUGAAGGCCAUCGAAGGCCCCGACAUCAAGGAGAGCCUGCAGGACCAGAUCCGGCACUGGUUCAUCGAGUGCAGGAACCUGACCGGCACGUUUCCCGACUACCCCACCGAAGAAGAGGGAGGCUCUGCCGUCAUCUUCUCCAACAAGACCCCACAGCAGGUUAUUGAUGAUAUCAUUGCAAGCCAAGAAGAAGAAGAAAAAAACAAAAAGAAGAAAAAAGAAAAAGAAAAGGAAAAGGAAAAGAAACCCAAGAAAGCAAAAAAGGAGACGGAAAAGAAGGCAGCAAAGGACAAAGUAAAGGAGGAAGAGGAGGAGUGGAAAAUGUCCCCCAGUGUUUUCCUUCAUACCUUGGAGGAAGAAAAUAACUCCUACAGAGACAUGUGGAUGAACAGAGACGAGUCUUGCAACUUCCCUCAGGACUACGACCCAGAACUGCUCAAAGAGGAGAAGCGGAAGGAGCUGGAGUCGGAGAUCCGAGUGCAGGUUGAUGAGUUGAUGAGACAGGAACUAAAGAACCUGCAGCUCGCUGUGAACAGAGAGAAGGAACUGCCAGUCAAAGCGGGGAAGAAGAAAGGGGAAAAGAAAGAGAAGAGAGGCAGACGGGGGAAGCGGGAGAAGAUGGAGAAAGACCUGACGGCCGACAGGACCAUCGAGUCUCUGUACAAGGAGCUGGUGGAAGAAGGACUGCUGAUCCCAGCUCAGAAAGUCAACCUCUCUGAUUACGUUGGCGAGUACAGCUACCUGGGGACCACCCUCCGCCACGUGUCCAUAGAACCCAUGCCGUCCCCCAUGGACGUGAGACAGCUCAUCACGCUGUACGGGAUCCUGCCGUUAGGCUCGGCCUCAGUGCAUGAGAAAGCUCCCCUGGUCAAGUCGCUGCUGCUGGCCGGGCCGUCCGGGGUAGGCAAGAAAAUGCUGGUCCACGCCAUCUGCACGGAAACGGGAGCCAACCUCUUCAACCUGUCGCCGUCCAACAUUGCCGGGAAGUACCCCGGCAAGAACGGCCUGCACAUGAUGCUGCACGUGGUCAUCAAGGUGGCUCGGCAGCUCCAGCCCUCCGUGGUGUGGAUCCAAGACACCGAGAAAACCUUCUACAAAAAAGUGCCCAGCACGGAGAAGCAGAGUGAACCCAAACGCCUGAAAAAACAGCUUCCAAAAAUCCUGAAGCUCCUGAAACCAGACGACCGGAUCCUGAUUGUGGGGACAACACAGCGUCCUUUCGAUGCUGAGCUUCAGUCUUUCUGCAGAGUUUACCAGAAGAUCAUUCUGGUUCCCAGGCCGGACUAUGCUUCCAGAUACGUUCUGUGGAAGCAAGUGAUCCAGCGCCUUGGAGGGGUCCUUACCAGUGCCUUGAACGUCAGCUGCCUGGCCAAGGUCACCGACGGCUUCACCCAGGGACACGUGGUGCAGGUGGUUCAACGCGUGCUCUCGGAGCAGAGGAUCCGGCAGCAGGGCCGCCGGCCGCUCACCGCGGGCGAGUUCAUCGCGGCGAUAACCAGCAUGAACCCCGUGUACAAAGAGGAAGAGGAGAGCUUUAAGGACUGGUAUGCCAGGACCCCUCUAGGAAAGAGGCGAGCCCUGGCAUUAACGGGAGGCACAGAAAAGGAAAAGGAAAAAGAAAAAGAAAAGGAGAAAGGGAAAAAGGAGAAAAAGGAGAAAAAGAAAAAGUAGCGCCUGUCUGAGAAGCAGCCCUCGAGCCUCUCGGACACGGAGAGGGCCCCAGCCGUCCCGGGAGAAGAUCCCACCCCUGCCCGUCCGAAGAUGGCCCCGGGACUGCGCAGUGACCACAGGGGCCCGCGCUCUCCAGCCACGGUGCUCGGCUCUGCCUGGAGUAGGCUGGCCCCCGCGUUAGGGCUGCAGGACGCUGUCUUCUGUGACAACGGCCGUGGCCCCUCAGUGAACGGACAGUUCGCAUGGGAGCGAAUUCUCCCUUCCCGAGCUCCACAGCCUUUCCGACCGGUCUCUGUACCUUCCCCGAUCUGCUGUCCGAUUUCCAGCGUGGUAGUCAGGGAGCCUUCCAGUGUGGCCACCGGGAAGCCACGAGGACGGCACCCGUGCACCCGCUCUUCACUCGUGGACGGGCGCUGUGUACCACC